Messenger RNA from Eleginops maclovinus (Patagonian blennie), 5743 nucleotides. It is a transcript of the gene bod1l1, whose product is annotated as biorientation of chromosomes in cell division 1-like 1. The record is from RefSeq and is a predicted model, not a curated record. The transcript has 30 exons. Bases 117 to 4964 code for a protein of 1615 amino acids. NCBI's taxonomy places the organism in Eukaryota, Metazoa, Chordata, Actinopteri, Perciformes, Eleginopidae.
CUGCACAAACCACAACAGAAGCCUGGGCCAUUCAAGUGGGAUAUUACCUGAUGUGGUUGUCAUUAUUGCCUAAUUAUAUUUAACCGAGUGCAAAAUAACGCUUACUAGAUUCGGACAUGGCAGGUUUACCGCCCGGAGACCCACAGCUGGUCUCCAUGAUCGUCAAUCAUUUAAAAACUCAGGGUCUCUUCGACCAGUUCAGGAGGGACUGCCUGGCAGACGUUGACACAAAGCCAGCUUACUUAAACCUGAAACAAAGAGUGGAUAACUUUGUGUCCAAUCACCUUUCCAACCACACAUGGAGCCCUCAUUUGAACAAGAACCAGCUGAGAAACAACAUCAGACAACUUGUGCUGCAAUCUGGGAUGCUGGAGCAGGGGGUGGACAGGAUCGUGGCCCAGACGGUGGAUCCCAAAGUCAACCAUAUCUUCAGGCCCCAGGUGGAGAGGGUGGUUCGUCAAUUUCUGUCACCUGGCAGCUGCUCGGAGGAAGAGCCGCCGCCGCCACUGCCUUCAACUGAGAUCAAACCAGACAGCAUCAUACCUGAGCAAGCCUCGUCAUCAGCUCCAACUACCGCUGCAGCCGGCAACGCCAUGUCCAUCCUGGACACCAUAACCUCUCUUAACCACGAGGCCAGCGUCAGGGCGAGCACCGAUAAAGUACGUAAAGAUGAGCCCAUGCUGGCGGAAGAGGGCGAGCAGGACAUGUGUAUUGUUGAGGAAGGAGACAGCCACCAUGAGGAAGAGGCAGAGGAGUUGGCAUCAGAGGUUCAGGCUCUAGAGGUGAAGACAGAGGACACCCACGAAGAGGUUGCUCUGGGAAAAGACGGGUUAAUAGAGGAGGUGAAGAUGGAAGAGGAGGAGUCAGGAGCUCCGGAGCAGACCGAAGAGGAGAAGGAAAAAGCGGCAAAACCCACGGAGGAGGGGCAGGAUGAUGAUCUGCUGAAAUCUACAAGUCAGGCUAAGCAGAACGCCAGAGAGAGGAUUAAAGAAGAAUACUUUUUGGAGGACUCUGACCUGGACGGCUUGAGCGACAUCACAGUGAGCUCAGUCCACACCAGCGACUUGUCGUCAUUCGAGGAACAAAGUGAAGACGACGGGCUGUCUGACUCGUCUGAAGAGGGGGAGCUUCAAUCAGAUGAUCAAGAUGAGAAUGCAGAGAAGAAACAGACAGAUGCUGAAGAAGAGGAGCGAAAACCUCGCCGCAAGGCCUACGUCCACAAGCCCUUCCUUUACUCCCGUUACUAUAGCGACUCGGAUGAUGAAGUCACUGUGGAAGAACGAAGGAAAUCUGUGGCAAAGGACAAAGAGGAAAGGCUGCUCAAGAGACAACAGAACAGGGAGCGAAUGGAAGAGAGGCGUAAACAGAAAGCAGCGCAGGCUGAGGAACAAGAUCAUAAAAAACAAAACCGCCCCAGAGCCAAAGAGGCUCGCAAAGAAAGGAAAGUUCUGGAGAAAAAAAUGGCUCUCAACAGGAAGAGGAAGCUAGACUCAAGGAAAGAGGGAGAGGGUUCAGGCAGAAAGAGAGGAGAUACUGAAGGAUCCAAGAAAGCGGAAUUGAAACCUACACCCUUAAAGCCUCCACAGCCAAAAUUGAUGAGAAAUUUAUCAGAAUCAGCUUCGUCUGAUGAGAGGAACAGAAGGAUGAGCGGCAGCUUCUCAGAAGACUCCGGUGAACCCAAAAAGCUCUCAGACAAAAGCCGGACACACUCCUUCAUCCUGGAGUUGGAGCAAGGUUCCCAAGAGGCUCUCAAACAACGCACCGUCGGCAAAUUUGAUCGGGUGUCCCGUAAGGAACCUAACCCUAAAGAACGCAAAGACAAAGAACGCAGCUCUUCAGAUGAACGUUUCAAACUCAAACAAAAGCAGGAGAAAAAAUCCGAACAUCAAGCAGAUGAGUCUCAGCAGAAAGAAGGUGCUGCUGUUAAAGUGUCCUCUGAAGAGAAAGGGGAGAAGAAGCCUAAGAUCAAAAGUGAGAAAAAAAUGGCCGGGACUACAAGAGAGGGGAAGUCGUCAGAAGGUGUGGCAGAGGAGGGUCUUAAAGAUCCUACUGUCAAAAAAGUAAGAGCUCCAUCUAUUGAUACUGUUAAAACAGAGAAGGACAAAACAAAGGAAAAGGAGAAAGAAAAGGAUAAGGGUAAAGACAAGGCCAAAGGAGAGAAAGCUUUAGUGAAAAGUGAUUUCAAGCAGCUGCUCCGCCAUGAUUCUGCCGGCUCUUCUGAGGAUCGAUCAGACAUGGAGCCCGGGUCCGACAGCAGCAAGAGGAAAGAUAAACACUCAAAGGAAGUCCUGAAGCGGUCAAAGAGCCACACUGAGAACAGGCCAGGAGAAAAACCCAAAUCCAAAACGGAGGGUAAAGACAGCGAGAAGGAGAAGAGCAAAGCAGAUCAAGACAGCCAGAAAUCCAACAAGUCCAGCUCGGAGAUGGACAAAGAUUCCAAAAGAGUCAAGCCCACAGAGAAACUUAGAACCAUGGAUAAAUCUAAAUCUAAAGAGGAAACAAAGACUCAAUCAUUAUCGAAGACGGACAGUAAAGCUCAGAGUUCAGAAGUCAAAAGUUCAGCAGCAAAACCUGAGGCGUCAAAGGAGAGGAAAAAAGAGGUAAAGGAACAGCCGAAAGUCUCAGAGGAAAUUCCCCAGGAGAAACCAGAUAUUAAGACUGCAAAGAAAAAAACAGAGAAGAAGGAUAAAGUGCCAGAAAAGAAAGAGGACAACCAGGAGGAAAAGAAAACACCCAGAGAAGACAAACUGGACAAAUCGGACAAAUCUUCAAAGUCUUCAGUCUCCUCACUCGAUGCAGAGGAGCUGCCGAAGAAGCUUUCCCUUCUCCAAGAAACCAACACCGACUCAGACCCCGUCACCACCACCGUCACCACCUCCUACUCAGACGAUACCUGCGAUGCACUGAGCGACAUCACCCCUGAGCCACCCGAGGGCGAAACAGAGUCCCGACUUAGCGAGAUCCCCGCCCUGCCCGCCGAGGCCGACGCUCUGCUGGCUCUCAUGGAUGUCUGUGCUUCAGCAGAGGCGAGACUCCCACCGGAGGGGCCUGAGACCAUUCUGCAGGACGCUGAUCUGAUGAAAGAGGCAGCUCUGACCCUGCUCUCCAUGGAUCCUGAAAGUACAGUCGCCUCCAAACUCAUUCCCCCCAAUACAGGGGAGAAACCAGACGAAAGUCAGCCUGCCCAACAACCCGAGGAAACCCCUGAAGCUGAACAAGAAGAGCAAAUAGCUGCUGAAGCUGAGCCUUCACCUGCUGCUGCUGAUGAGAAACAAAACACUGCAGAUGUGUCUGAAGGUUCAGAGAAAGAAAACGAUGUGGCAAAAGAGUCUCCGGCUCCACAGGAUGUUGAAACUACUUCAAAUGAACCCCAAGUUAUUUCAAAUAUGGAUGAAGCUAACAUUGAAGAAAUCGCUCCUGAGAAACAGCCAGAUGGAAACGUGGCAGCAGCAGCAGCAUCAACUAGCAAAGACGAGGCUGGUACUGUAGUGUCAGAAGAGGUUGGAGAAACCACAGAGGAAAGCACAGCUGCAGUUGAUACCACUGAACAAGUCUCGGACAUUCCCGCCGAACAAGAGCAAACUGAGGCAGAUGCUGUAGACACAAAGACGAGCCCAAAGGCAGAGGAAGUGUCAGCUGAUGACGACCAGGACAAGAUGGAUGUAGAUAAUAGUGAAGCUGAGAGUAAGACGGUGGAGGAAGAAAAAGCUGCCACAGAGAAGAGUGAUCCACAAACUAUGGAACACAAUGCACCGCAGGAGACUGAGGAGAUCAGAGAAAGUGGAUCGGAGGGUCAGUCCACACUGGUCAAACAAAUCAGCAAUGUCUCCAGUACAGACAGCCAGGAAGAUGAGAAGGGGUCAGAUCUGUCCGAAAAGGAAGAGAAGACGGAGAGACGAGGAAGACGUAAACGAAAGCUGUCCACUCAGGAAGUUGCUGCAGUGAAGGAAUCUGGUGAUGAGAGGGAUGAAAAGGAAAGCAAAGAGCCGCCGUCUGUUGAGGAAACGGACCAGGGGAAGGUUGUGGAGGUCAGAACGCCACGCAGAGGUCGAUCAUCCAAAACCAGCGAGGAGGCCGAGAAGGAGCACCCUAAAGAAGCUGAGAAAUCGGAGGAGACUCCGACCCGCGGGAGGAGACGUUCAGGAGCUGCUGCCAAAGAAGCCGUCGCUGAUUAUCAGAACAAAGACGACAAGACCACCGAGAAAGAAGAGACAACGGAAGAGGAAAGUGGACCAAGGAAAUUAACCCGGCGAGCAAGUCAAGUCAAUCUGCCGUCUACUGUUCCAGAAGACGCUGAAGCUGCAGGAAGCUCCGACUCCAAAGACACCACUGACGCACGUAAACCAGCGGUGAAGAGGAAGAGGUCAGAGGAUACGGAGGAAUCUGUGGAGGAAACUCAGGCUGAAGAGGAGGAGAAGAAAGACACCAGCCAACAGGAACAAAGUGAACCACCUGAAGAAGACAGAGGUUGUUCCCCUUCAGCGAGCCAGGUAGAGAGUGAAGAGGAGAUCUGCAGCGAGAAGAAACCAGACGAGGUUGAAGAGGAGGACCAGGAGGCGACUCCAAAGAGAACCGGUCGGAGGGGACGGCCGUCAAAAUCAGCAGCAGCCCCCGAGGAUCCAGAUAAAAAGGAGCGAAAGGCAGAAGAAAGCGAGCAGAAUGAUGAGGAGGAGGACGAUGACGGUGAUAAAGAAGAGGGAGAAAAAAGAAACGCAAGGAGAGCGACGACGCGAUCUGCAGCGCGACUGGAGGCCGAGAAGAACAAGCCGAGUAAACCAUCCACCCGGGCAAACCGACAGAACGGCAAAGAGGAGAGCGCGGCUGGCACACGCGGGACGAGGGGCCAGGCAGCAGCAGCAGCGGUGGCGAAGGGGGGCCGCAAACGGGAGGCCAGCCCCCCUGCUGUGCGAACGCGGGGAGGACAGAAAUCAGAGGAGCCCCCGUCCAAGAGAGCCAAACGCUAAAACCUCAGACUUUCUGUUUGCCCCGGAGGCGUUUUCGCUGCACUCCAUAUUAAAGUCAGUCCUGUUGCCGGGGGACAUGAGCCUCCGCAGUCAGUUAGCAUGUCGAGGCGUUUCUGCUUCACUGACUAUAGAUAUUGAAAAGCUCUGGAUAGUAUUAAUCUGAUGGUUGUGUGUAAACCUGAGGAUCUGUGCGGGAAUCCCCCCAGAAUACCUUCCACUGCACUACGCCCAUAUGGUUUGCAUCGGACUUCAUCAUCCCACCGUUUAUUCAGUAAUGCCCAGCGAAUCAGAGUGUUUCAGCCCAAUCAAAGGCCUAACGUGCAGCCGAGUCGUUCUUUCAGGUAAAGAGGCCGAAUUAAAAUCUCCGUUCCUGCUGGGACUGUGUGUAAAUUCAAACACUUGUACAUAGAAAUCAUUGUGAAGCGUCUCAGCAUCAUUGUGAGUUUUAUUUUUCAAUAUUCAUUCUGUGAAUGAAAGGAGAAGUUUUCCCUCCCAGUCUUUUUUAACGUCUGUUUUUUAUACUUAAUAAUCAGAAGGAGAGGGACGUGUGUUUGCUUUUUAAAAAUAACGGCAGUAUUAGCAUCAGACAGGACAAACCUUGAACAGUUACUUUAUACUACUUCAUUACAUUAGUGUAACAAAGAACAGUUUGUUGGGGUCUAAACUGGUGUAAUGUAGUUAUUGUAUUGUUUUAGCAUUAAAUGCAUAUCAAUAUACUGGUGUUAGAUAUGUUGCCUACCUUCCAAUGUUAAGAUUUUUAUAAAUGUAAACAUACCUCA